Messenger RNA from Sphaerodactylus townsendi, 300 nucleotides. Its product is annotated as 28S ribosomal protein S17, mitochondrial-like. The record is from RefSeq and is a predicted model, not a curated record. Gene Ontology annotation, molecular function: structural constituent of ribosome. Lineage: Eukaryota; Metazoa; Chordata; Lepidosauria; Squamata; Sphaerodactylidae. Gene Ontology annotation, cellular component: ribosome; mitochondrial small ribosomal subunit. Gene Ontology annotation, biological process: mitochondrial translation.
AUGUCUGCGUUACAUGGAGCAGUCCAUGCCAAAUGGAUUGUAGGGAAAGUCACUGGAACCAAAAUGCAGAAGUCUGCCAAAAUGAGAGUCACCAGGCUGGUGCUAGAUCCUUACAUACUAAAAUUCUAUAACAAGAAAAAAACAUAUUUUGCCCAUGACCCCCAGCAGCAAUGCAUUGUGGGAGACAUUGUCCUUCUGAAAGCUUUGCCAGCGCGGAGGAGCAAGCAUGUCAAACAUGAACUGGCAGAAAUUGUGUACAAGGUUGGGAAAGUCAUUGAUCCUGUGACUGAAGGGGGUUGA